This is a messenger RNA of Protopolystoma xenopodis, 801 nucleotides long. Lineage: Eukaryota; Metazoa; Platyhelminthes; Monogenea; Polystomatidea; Polystomatidae. The record is from the annotation of a GenBank genome assembly.
GUUUACCUUACCUUGGACAGACCAGUAAUGGCGCUCGAAGAUAGCCCAAAUAUCCGAAGCUUGUCCCGUGGAAAGUCUCCUGCCGAGCAUUCCAAUUGGCUAGCGAUUUGUCUGUCUGCUGCUCUUCCCGACUUAAGCAAGCAUAAAACACAUUUUAUUAGGCAAAACUCUGCAUCUCGCCUUCAUCCUAUCAAGGGGACCCUCGCACCGGCCACAAAAAUGAUAGGCAGCGAUACAAAUGGAGAACAAGCCCUCUGGGCCACAGCUAGAACGAGAAGCAAAACAGAACCCGGGCAUUUCCGGGCCAUCAUCAGACCAGCUUUCGAGAUCAAACCUUCUAAACGACUCGAAUACUCGAUUGUGAAAAAAGAAGCAUAUUUCGCAGCUACCAAAAGUUCAAGCCAUUCUUUGAUAUCGCAAGAUGGUCCUUUAGUCUCUCAUACUUUCUGUCCGUCAGUCAUCAAAGCUCCGGCCUUCGCAACGAGCCAUCAUAACAAACAGAGUCACAACGCAAUUGCAAUCUUGCCAACCGAUCUACCCAGUCAAUCUGGCCGUCUCGGCAACCGCCUUGCACGACUGCAUCCUUGUCUGCUGGCAGGGCUUUUGUUGCUUCACCUCAUCAUUAUUUGUACGCCGCAAGUGGAAGCCUACCGUUUAAGUAAACCACCAGCCCGUCAACACCUCAUUAUGUCUCGACAACAAGAACCGCAGACUUCUUUUGCAAUGAGAUAUCCGUCAUGGUAUUCGGACUCCCAGGAGGCGGCUUUGCUAGAGCUUGCGCAAUAUGAAGGCAGGGAAUAG